AUGUCCUUCCGAGGCGGUGGUCGUGGUGGUGGUCGUGGAGGAGCUGGUGGCUUUCGAGGUGGACGUGGAGGUUUCCAGCAGAGGGACAUGGGCCCGCCUGCGUCGGUUCUAGAAAUGGGCAAAUUCAUCCACGCCUGCGAAGGCGAAAUGGUCUGCGAAUCCAUCAACCCCAAAGUCCCCCACUUCAACGCCCAAAUCUUCCUCGAGAACAAGACGGCCGUCGGUAAAGUCGACGAGGUCCUCGGCCCCAUCAACCAGGUCUUCUUCACCAUCAAGCCCUCCGAGGGCAUCCAGGCCGCCUCCUUCAAGGAGGGCGACAAGUUCUACAUUGCCCCCGAGAAGCUGCUGCCCCUCGAGAAGUUCCUGCCCAAGCCCAAGCCCCCUCCCGGCGCGCCCAAGCCCAAGCGCGCUGGCGGUGCGUCCCGUGGUGGUCCUCGCGGCGGCGGUCGCGGCGGCUUCUCUCGUGGUGGACGCGGCGGUGCUGGUGGUGGUUUCGGCGGCCGUGGCGGCCGUGGUGGAAGCGGUGGUUUCUCUCGCGGCGGCGGUCGUGGAGGUCCUCGUGGUGGAAGCGGUGGCUUUUCCAGGGGCGGUGCCGGCGGCAGAGGACGUGGCGGCUUCAGCAGGGGUGGCAGCUGGUAA
This is a messenger RNA of Trichoderma gamsii, 639 nucleotides long. Its product is annotated as H/ACA ribonucleoprotein complex subunit 1. Gene Ontology annotation, cellular component: box H/ACA snoRNP complex. Gene Ontology annotation, biological process: ribosome biogenesis; snoRNA guided rRNA pseudouridine synthesis. Bases 1 to 639 code for a protein of 212 amino acids. Gene Ontology annotation, molecular function: box H/ACA snoRNA binding. The transcript has 2 exons. The record is from RefSeq and is a predicted model, not a curated record. NCBI's taxonomy places the organism in Eukaryota, Fungi, Ascomycota, Sordariomycetes, Hypocreales, Hypocreaceae.